Molecule: messenger RNA, 1560 nt
Organism: Ostrea edulis (European flat oyster)
Lineage: Eukaryota; Metazoa; Mollusca; Bivalvia; Ostreida; Ostreidae
Product: calcyphosin-like protein
Exons: 2
Coding region: 394-1035 (213 amino acids)
Molecular function (GO): calcium ion binding
Source: RefSeq, a predicted model, not a curated record
UUUUUUUUUUCAAAUCGGAUGUAGUCGAUAGCUGUUUCGCAAUGAUUCUUCGUGUGUUAGAGAUCAUUUCCUACGAUCACGGGCACCUGUGGCUGCUCUGUAUUGGAAAUCGUUACGGGUAAUGGGACCCGUUGCAUUCUUAACUAGAUACUUGUUAUGGAAACAAGACACACAAUAGAAAUAGAUGUGCAGUUUAUGGUUCAAAAAUGAACAGUUUUAUGAAGGUCAGAUCUUUCCCUAGGAUUGCUGUUACAGACUACUGCAGUAUACGAGAUCUUAUUAGUUAUCAUUAAUUAGACAUUGGAAAGGCUGUGGUAAAGUUUCAGUGAAUCAUUGUUGGAGCACUCGUAACCUUUGAACUUUUCGUCUAGUGUAUACAAAACAGACGCCGUUAUGUAUUGUAGUUGGAAGAAAGAGAUGGCAGAACGUGCCGGCGAAUUAUUUGACCGCUUACGUAACAAAUGUCUCUCCCGAGGGUACGGGGGUAUUAAAGACCUAGCAGUAGUUUUCAGGAAAAUGGAUAUCGAUUACUCCAAAAGAUUAACCAAAGAGGAGCUUAAGGAUGGAACCAGCUUGUAUGGUCUACACUUGGACGAAGGCGAUCUUAACGUGCUGUUUGUCUCAUUUGACAUGGACGAAAACAAAACGAUUGAUUUCUGUGAAUUUUUACAUAGAUUAAGACCAAAAAUGUCCCAGAUGCGAGAGAACGUUAUCAUGGAAGCGUUUACCAAAUGGGACGUGAAUGAAGACGGGCAUUUGAAUAUAGAUGAUCUGAAAGUUGUUUAUGCUGCAAAUGCAAGAAACCACCCGAAGUAUCAGUCGGGUGAGUGGACGGAGGACGAGGUCUUACGAAGUUUUCUUGACAGCAUCGACACGCCCGGUAACCCGGAUGGAAAAGUGACACGUGACGAGUUUAUGAAUUACUACGCUGGCGUCAGUGCAACGAUAGAUGACGACUGUUAUUUUGAUUUGAUGAUGCGCUCCUGUUAUGGUCUUCCACCAAAAAGCUCGCAAUCAAAGCAGAGACCUCAGUAACUUGUUCAAAGUUAUCGACAUUCGGGUUGAUAUUAUACUGAAAUAGCAAUUGUUUUGUUUCAUGGGGAAACUUUUGAAUUUGCAAAACCAUAACAUUACGUAAUGAUUGAUGUCCUUAGGUUUUUAUUCAUGACAAUUUUGAUACAUAAGUGCGAUAUACCGCUUUAGAUACAUACUUGCAGCAUCAGACAUUUUCAUAUCUUGUGAUAGUUUGGGGAAAAAGAAAGAAGUGAAUUCCCUCGUGUGAAAUCUAUUAUCACUAAACGUUGAAGGUUUAUAUUGCAUUGUUUCAUUUGCAAUAUCUUACCUAAGUAGUGCUGACAUUUUUUUAACGUAACAACAUGACGAAGUAUUACUAAAUAGAGUAUCCUAAUGCUUUAUUCGCAAUACGUAGGGCGGGAUAUAAUAUGAAAUGCCAAAUAACGAAUACGAAUAUUUGUGAUAAAAUGCAGUAUGUUGAAAUAAAAGUGUUUAAAUAUUUAGCAUAGAAAUUGUUUCAAAAUAAAGAAAAAUUUGGAAUACCAA